AUGUCGCAACAGCAUCCGUCGAGGACACCUGGAGGCCACGUGCCUCCGGGGGGUGGCCGGUCAGGACGAGCUAAUGCACCAAGCAUGCCGAGCACCUUCAGGUCUGCCUCGCCGUAUACACCCUCGUCGUCGCCUCAUCCGCAAGGGCGGGUCCCCCGUGGACCUCCCACGCCGAUUCACUCGGCUCGUCCUAUGUCACCGCUUUCGUAUCCUGGAAUGAUGAUGCAUCCGAUGAGCCCGGUACCGAUCGGGAUGCCGAUCUCGCCCGGCAUGUCACCGGUCUUUGGCUGUCCUACUUCGAGUUACAUCCAGUGUCCAAGACCACGGUGGCCCUCGCCGAUCCCAGGCAGUCACGCACCGAAGCCGUUUAUACCGAUGCAGAGUUCCUUCAGAAGCGAUUCGGCGUCGCCGAUACCAUGCGCGCCGCCGGAAUAUCUGAUAGCACCCUAUAGAGCCGGGGAUUACGAAUAUAUCGGGGUGCCCUUAGAUCAUACGCAGACAGACGAAGAAAGCAGUGGUCCUAGCACAGCCGAGAUUAUCGCCAGUCAGAGCCAAGAUUACGUGGAUGAAAAGCUUGCCGAAUAUCAAGCUACUAUCCAGCAAUUACAAGGGAGCAUAAUGGACUAA
Molecule: messenger RNA, 627 nt
Organism: Camponotus floridanus (Florida carpenter ant)
Lineage: Eukaryota; Metazoa; Arthropoda; Insecta; Hymenoptera; Formicidae
Product: proline-rich protein HaeIII subfamily 1
Exons: 3
Coding region: 1-627 (208 amino acids)
Source: RefSeq, a predicted model, not a curated record